AUGGCUGUCGAGCGCAUCGGUUCCAUCAUCAAGCACCUGGCCCCGGGGUCGGCCAUCAAUCAGAUCCAGUCCAAAAAUCCUGAUGAUAUUGUCAUCACUCUCGCGGUCCGAACACCGCUCACCAAGGCACGCAAGGGUGGUUUCAAGGAUACGAGCCUUGAGUAUAUGAUAUACGCUCUUCUGAAGCAAGUUCGCGAGCGCAGCAACCUUGACCCUGCUCUCGUUGAAGACGUCUGCUUCGGCAAUGUCUCCGAUGGUAAAGCCGCCUACAAGCUUCGUGCCGCAGCUCUUGCCGCCGGCUUCCCCAAUACCGCCGGUGCGAGCACUGUCAACCGAUUCUGCUCCUCUGGAUUGAAAGCAAUUGCCGAUAUUGCACACGCCAUCUCGAACAACUCGAUUGAGAUUGGUAUUGCCGGUGGUGCUGAGCUCAUGUCUGCCCCAGGCGAUCGUCUCGAGCAGCCAUUCGACGAGACCAUCCUCAAGGCAAGCCAGGAUGCAGCCGACUGCAUGCAGCCCAUGGGCUGGACCAGCGAGAAUGUCGGUCGCGACUUCAAUAUCCCCAGAGAGGAGCUGGACAAGUAUGCCGCCGAGAGUUUCCAGCGAGCCGAGAAGGCCCAGAAGGCUGGCUGGUUCGACCCGCGGCCCCCCCCACCCCCGCCGAUUGGUAUUGCCGGUGGUGCUGAGCUCAUGUCUGCCCCAGGCGAUCGUCUCGAGCAGCCAUUCGACGAGACCAUCCUCAAGGCAAGCCAGGAUGCAGCCGACUGCAUGCAGCCCAUGGGCUGGACCAGCGAGAAUGUCGGUCGCGACUUCAAUAUCCCCAGAGAGGAGCUGGACAAGUAUGCCGCCGAGAGUUUCCAGCGAGCCGAGAAGGCCCAGAAGGCUGGCUGGUUCGACGACGAGAUUGUUCCCAUUUCAACCAAAGUCAAAGGUCCCGACGGCGAGGUGAAGGAGGUGACCCUGACCAAGGAUGAGGGUAUCCGACCAGGUACCACCGCAGAAGGCCUCGGAAAGGUUCGAGCUGCUUUCCCUCAGUGGGGACCUCUGACUACUGGCGGCAACGCCAGUCAGGUCACCGACGGAGCUUCUGCCGUGAUCCUGAUGAAGCGAUCAACUGCUGUUAAGCUCGGCCAGCCCAUCCUGGGCAAGUACGUCGGUUCUACCAUCGCCGGCCUUGCGCCCCGCAUCAUGGGCAUCGGACCAAGCAUUGCUAUUCCCAAGCUGCUUACUAUUCACAACAUCGCUCUCGCUGAUAUUGAUGUAGUCGAGCUUAACGAGGCCUUUGCUACCAUGGCCGUCUACUGCCGUGACAAGCUGUCCCUUGACUGGACAAAGAUGAACCCUCGUGGUGGUGCUAUUGCUCUCGGCCACCCUCUGGGCACGACUGGCGCCAGACAAGUCGUGACUGGACUGAGUGAAUUGAGACGCCAAAAGAAGAAGAUUCUCCUUACUUCCAUGUGCAUUGGUACCGGUCAGGGCAUGGCUGGUCUGUUCGUUAACGAGGUCGUAUGA
Molecule: messenger RNA, 1509 nt
Organism: Metarhizium acridum CQMa 102
Lineage: Eukaryota; Fungi; Ascomycota; Sordariomycetes; Hypocreales; Clavicipitaceae
Source: RefSeq, a predicted model, not a curated record